Molecule: messenger RNA, 8016 nt
Organism: Menidia menidia (Atlantic silverside)
Lineage: Eukaryota; Metazoa; Chordata; Actinopteri; Atheriniformes; Atherinopsidae
Source: the annotation of a GenBank genome assembly
AUGGCCGAUAAUGUCCUGGAGUCCGGCCCGCCUUCAGCCAAGAGGCCCAAGCUGUCCUCACCAGCUCUGUCUCUAUCUGCGAGUGAUGGAAAUGAUUUUGGUUCACUCUUUGACCUGGAGCAUGACCUGCCAGAUGAGCUCAUCAGUUCUUCGGACAUGGGGCUGACCAAUGGCGGGGAUGUCAGCCAGCUCCAUACCAGUCUUGGGGCGCUCGGAGGCGGGAUUGGCGGUGGUGGCCAGGACGCAGCCGCGAAACACAAACAGCUGUCCGAGCUGUUGCGUUCGGGAGCGUCGGGGCAGCCGGGCGGCCCCGCGUCCAACAACGCGCUGUCCGGGCCUCCCAUGGGAAUGAUGGGCGGCGUCGGCGUCUCUCCGGGUGGACCUCAAGGCCAUCACCCCCAGAGCCAGCAACAGUCUGGAUUAAUGCACCAGGUUGGAAUGGGCGGAGGCAUGGCGACGCUCAAUAGGACAGCAGCCAUGAUGGGCGGCCAAAAGGCCAACACUGGACCGCAGCAGCAAGGGCUGAUGGGUGGGCAGGUGGUCAAUGGCUCGCCAAGAAUGGGGUACCCUGGCAAUGGCGGCAUGGGUAACAAUAAUAAUAUGCUGGCAGAGACCUUACAGCAGCAGCAGCAGCAGGCUAGUCAGCCAAUGGGACCCGGGGGUCAAGCGGGGAUGAGACCACAGCAGCCGGGGGCACUGAACAAGAUGAAUAUGAUGGCCAAUGCGGGCCCCUAUGGCGGUCCGUACGGCCAGGCUGCUGGCCAGGGACUGCCUGGAGCCGGGCUGGGCCCACAGCUCCAGAACAAGGCAGGUCUGCCCAACAAUAUGGCCGCCCAGUUCAGCAUGGACAAGAAGGCAUCUCCUGGUCAAGGCUUACCUGGGAUGACACCCCAGCAGCAGGCGGGAGCAGUCGGAGGUGUGUCCGUUGGCGGCCCACAGGUCGGACUCAACGCAGUGGGAGCGGGACCCGGCGCCGGCCCCCCCACCGCCGACCCCGAGAAGCGAAAGCUGAUUCAGCAGCAGCUCGUCCUCCUGCUGCACGCGCACAAGUGCCAGCGACGGGAGCAGGCCAACGGGGAGGUGUGGCAGUGCAACCUGCCCCACUGCCGCACCAUGAAGAACGUGCUCAACCAUAUGACUCACUGCCAGGCUGGCAAGUCCUGCCAGGUGGCGCACUGUGCCUCAUCCAGACAGAUCAUAUCUCAUUGGAAGAACUGCACACGGCACGACUGUCCUGUUUGCCUACCACUGAAAAACGCUGGAGACAAGCGGAACCAGCAGUCUCUUGUGAAUAGUGCGGCGGUUGGGUUGGUGAACGCUUUAGGUCCAGGCGUGCCAGGUGGACAAGCCAACACGCCAAACCUGAACCCUGCCAACCAGAUUGACCCCAGCUCGAUAGAGAGGGCCUACGCAGCGCUAGGCCUGCCCUACCAGGUCAACCAGACGCCCCAGCAGCCGUCGCAGGCCAGCAUGCAGAACCAGGGGCUGCAGGGCCAGCCUGGGAUGAGGACGCUGAACACUAUGGGGGGCAACUCUAUGGGAGUGAACGGCGGCGUUGGGGUGCAGCCUCCCAACCAACAGUCCCCGCAGCUGCCGGACGGCAUGUUGCACAGCAGCAUGAACGCACAGAGUUUGAUGAGCGACGGUGUGGGGAACCUGGGAUCCAUGCCCACGGCCGCUCCUCCCUCUGCUGCGGGGAUGAGGAAGUCUUGGCAUGAAGACAUCACCCAAGACCUCCGCAACCAUCUUGUCCACAAGCUCGUGCAGGCCAUCUUCCCCACUCCCGACCCCGCUGCUCUGAAGGACAGACGGAUGGAGAAUCUGGUGGCUUAUGCCCGCAAAGUAGAAGGGGACAUGUACGAGUCGGCCAACAGCAGGGCGGAGUACUACCACCUUCUGGCAGAGAAGAUUUACAAAAUCCAGAAGGAGCUUGAAGAGAAGAGGAGGACACGUCUCCAGAAACAGGGCAUGAUGCCCGGUCAACCGGGCCUAGCCUCCCCGGGCCUCCCACAGGGACCACCUGGCAUGGGACAGCCACCCAUGGCCCCCGGACAACCCCCCAAUGGUCCCCUCGCUGAUCCGUCCAUGGUCAGACCACCAGGUCCCAAUCAGAUGGUCAAUCGGAUGCAGAGCCCAACAGGAAUGAACCAGUUUGGCCAAAUGGGGAUGCAGUCGAUGGGUCAGAGGUCGACGCCUCCUCUUCCUCUCAAUCCUCAAUUAAACCAGAUGGGUAUGGGAGCGACAAGGAUGGGUCAGCCCAAUGCCGCGCAGCUACAGAACCAAUACCUCCCUCCUGGGCAGUUUCCCAGCUCCAGUCCUGGACUCGGUUCUGGGCCUGUCGGCAUGAACCAGUCCGGAGCACAGACAUCUGUGCCUUUGAACCAGAUGCCAUCACUACCUUCCCUCCCGGCCGGCAGCCCUGCAGCACAGUCUGCUUCAUCUGUCCCGGGUUCUGGCCCCCCCGGGGGCUCCAUGGGACCCUCCAACACUGGCGGCGCUGGGCCUCUACCAAGCCUUCCUCCCUCCUCCGCCCAGCCCAACUCCUUCCCUCACUGCCCGCCCGUCCGAACGAACUCUCCGUCACCAGCACGCAGCCUCACGCCUCAGCCCCAUCAAACGCCGCCAACGUUGCCUCGCUCUCAGACGCCACAGCCGCAGACGCCCACGCUUGGCGUGGUGGCUUCCCCGGGGCCCCAGGCAGGUCAGCCGUCCUCGGUCCCAACGCAGAACGCUCACGUGCCAAUAAAGACGCCGCAGACCCCGCUCUCCCAGAAGCCUUCGCUGACCGCAGAUGCUCAGGUUUCUACUCCAGCUUCAGUCACGAGCAGCACCGAGCCCAGCUCUCAGCUGGGCCCCGCGGACGGCCCCACACCCAGCCAGGAAGAUGUCAAAACGGAGGUGAAGAAGCAGCCAGAUGAGGAGGAUGAAGGAGCUGACGCCCAGGGUGACGGCAAGGGGAAGAUAGGCAGGGGCCACACUGAUGUGAAGACCGAGGAGAAGCCAGAGAUAAAGAAGGAAAAGCCGUCGGGUGAUGGGUGUAAAGGUGAACCCAUGGAUACCUGCUCGUCUUCUGGGUCAUCGUCGGCGGAAACCGGUGAGGACGUCAAGCCCGAGGUGAAGAAGGAGCCCAAAGAGGAAGAGGAAGGGUCAGGGUCGUCGGCUACCAGUAGCUCCCCAGCCAGCGCUCAGAGCAAGAAGAAAAUCUUUAAGCCGGAGGAGCUGCGUCAGGCUCUGAUGCCCACCUUGGAGUCUUUGUACCGCCAGGACCCUGAGUCCCUUCCCUUCCGUCAGCCGGUGGACCCCCAGUUACUGGGAAUACCCGACUACUUUGACAUCGUGAAGAACCCCAUGGACCUGUCCACCAUCAAGCGGAAGCUGGACACCGGCCAGUACCAGGAGCCGUGGCAGUACAUCGAGGACAUCUGGCUGAUGUUCAACAACGCCUGGCUGUACAACCGGAAGACCUCGCGCGUGUACAAGUACUGCUCCAAGCUGGCCGAAGUGUUCGAGGUGGAGAUCGACCCCGUUAUGCAGGGCCUGGGGUACUGCUGCGGGAGGAAGUAUGAGUUUUCCCCCCAAACUCUCUGCUGUUACGGAAAGCAGUUAUGCACCAUCCAACGAGACGGUGCUUAUUUUAGCUACCAGAACAGGUACCACUUCUGUGAGAAGUGUUUCAACGAAAUCCAAGGCGAGAGUGUCUCCCUGGGAGAUGACCCCUCCCAGCCUCAGACCUCAAUUAACAAAGACCAGUUCCAGCGAAAGAAGAAUGACACCCUGGACCCUGAGCUACUUGUGGAAUGUAUUGACUGCGGUCGUAAAAUGCACCAGAUCUGCGUCCUGCAUAAUGACACCAUAUGGCCGUCAGGCUUUGUGUGCGACAACUGCCUGAAAAAGGUCAACAAGACGCGGAAAGAGAACAAAUAUGCCGCCAAAAGGCUUCCUCAAACAAAGUUGGGCGUAUUUUUGGAGUCGCGAGUAAACGACUACCUCAAACGUCAGAGCAACCCCGAGGCUGGAGAGGUCACCAUCCGUGUGGUCCACGUCUCAGACAAGGUGGUGGAGGUCAAGCCGGGCAUGAAGUCCAGGUUUGUGGACAGCGGGGAGAUGGCCGAGUCUUUUCCGUACAGGAUGAAGGCCUUGUUCGCCUUCGAGGACAUCGACGGGGCGGACGUGUGUUUCUUCGGCAUGCACGUGCAGGAGUACGGCUCGGACUGCCCCCCCCCCAAUCAGAGACGAGUGUACAUUUCCUACCUGGACAGCGUGCACUUCUUCAAACCCCGACAACUGCGGACGGCCGUCUACCACGAGAUCCUGUUAGGCUAUCUGGAAUAUGUCAAAAGGAUGGGGUUCACAGCGGGCCACAUCUGGGCCUGUCCUCCCAGUGAGGGGGACGAUUACAUCUUCCACUGUCACCCAGCCGACCAGAAGAUCCCCAAGCCAAAACGCCUGCAGGAGUGGUACAAGAAGAUGCUGGACAAGGCUGUGUCCGAGCGGAUUAUUCAUGACUACAAGGACAUCUUCAAGCAAGCAACAGAAGACCGGCUGACGAGUGCCAAAGAGCUGCCUUACUUCGAGGGCGACUUCUGGCCCAACGUACUAGAGGAGAGCAUCAAGGAGCUGGAGCAGGAGGAGGAGGAGAGGAAAAGGGAGGAGAACAGCACUUCCAAUGAGAGCACAGACGCCACAAAAGGAGACAGCAAGAACGCCAAAAAGAAGAACAACAAGAAGACGAGCAAGAACAAGAGCAGCUUGAGCCGAGCAAACAAGAAGAAACCGGGGAUGCCCAGCGUGUCCAAUGAUCUCUCCCAGAAACUCUACGCCACCAUGGAGAAACACAAGGAGGUUUUCUUCGUCAUCCGCCUCAUUGCCGGCCCCACCGCCAACUCGCUGCCCCCCAUCUCCGACCCCGACCCCCUGAUGGCCUGCGACCUGAUGGACGGCCGCGACGCCUUUCUGACUCUGGCCAGGGACAAACACUUGGAGUUCAGCUCGCUCAGGAGGUCCUUGUGGAGCUCCAUGUGCAUGCUGGUGGAGCUUCACAACCAGAGCCAGGACCGCUUCGUCUACACCUGCAACGAGUGCAAGCACCACGUGGAAACCCGCUUCCACUGCACCGUCUGCGAGGAUUACGACCUGUGCAUCACCUGCUACAACACUAAAGGGCACGAACACAAGAUGGACAAGCUGGGGCUUGGCCUGGAUGACGACAGCAACAACCCGUCGGCCGCCGCCACCCAGAGCCCCGGCGACUCGCGCCGCCUGAGCAUCCAGCGCUGCAUCCAGUCGCUCGUCCACGCCUGCCAGUGCCGCAACGCCAACUGCUCCCUGCCGUCCUGCCAGAAGAUGAAGCGCGUCGUCCAGCACACCAAGGGCUGCAAGCGCAAGACCAACGGCGGCUGCCCCAUCUGCAAGCAGCUCAUCGCGCUGUGCUGCUACCACGCCAAGCACUGCCAGGAGAACAAGUGCCCCGUCCCCUUCUGCCUGAACAUCAAGCAGAAGCUGCGGCAGCAGCAGCUGCAGCACCGGCUCCAGCAGGCCCAGAUGCUGAGGAGGAGGAUGGCCACCAUGCAGAGGGUGGGGCAGCCGGCCGGAGGCCCGCCCGGAGGACCCAUGGUAGGUCUCCCCUCGCCCGGAAACAACGGGACCACCGCUCCGAGCACGCCGACCUCCGGGGGGACCCAGCCCCCCACCCCGCAGACACCCACGCAAAGCAUGCCCCCCGGCCCACAGCAGGGAAUGACGCCCGGCAACGGCGUGCAGCAGCAGCAGCAGCCGGGAGGGAUGCAUCCCCAACACGCCCUCCAUCAGUUCGAUCAGAUGGCGAGCGGAGGCAGCGGGCCGGGAGGAAUGAUGAGCUCUCCUCAGCAUCAGCAGCAGAUGCACCCUCAGGUCCAGCAGCAGCAGGGGGGGUCCGGGCCCAACCCCCAGCACCUCCAGCAGCACCCCAACAAUCUGCCACCGUACGGCGGCCGGGCGCCAGGCUCCUCCCCCAUCCACCCGUCCCAGGGCAAACCCCUUCUCGGCUCUGCCACGCCCCCGCAGCAGCAGCAGCAGCAGCCCGGCGGAGGCGUGAUGGGAGGAAACAUGGGGGGGGGACAGCCCCCCGGCCAGCCCCCGGGUCAGCAGCAGCAGCAGCAGCCCUCCUCCGGCCCGCCGCCGGCAGCCGUGGAGAUCGCGUUAAAGAUCCAACGGGUGGCCGACGCCCAAAGGAAGACGGCUCUUCAGAGACAAGCGGUGGCGGCGGGCCUGAUGCCCCCCCACCACCAACAGGGCCAGGGUCAGCCCAUGGGCAUGGGACACUCGGGGCCGGUGGGGAUGGUGGGACCCCAGGGAAUGCCUCCGCAAAGCCAGGCCACGGCGGCGGCGGCGGCCGCCCGGGCCCGCAUGGAGCAGCAGGGGGCUCCGCCGGGGAUGAUGGGGGUCGCGGGCGGACACAUGCAGCAGCCCCCCCCCCAGCAGGCUAACCUGCCGCCGGGCCCGCUCCCGCCCCAGGUGCAGCUGCAGCAGCAGAGGAUGGCGGCCCCCCUCCAGAACCCCCAGCAGCAGCAGUGGGCCGGCCCGGGCAUGCCCCCCCAGCAGAGGCAGGCCAUGAUGAACCAAAUGAGUCAUUCAGCCAUGAUGGCCGCUCAGCAGCAGCAGCAGCAGCAGCAACAAGGUCAGGGCCACGCCCCUCUGAUGAAUAUGGCACAGCAGCAGCAGCAGCAGCUCCAGCAGCAGCAGGGGCCCGGGGGGGGGCUCACAGUCGGAGCCAUCGCUGGAGCGGCCGGUGGAAACAUACCCCAAGCAGCUCUGCAGGAGCUCCUCCGCCAUCUCCGCUCUCCCAGCUCCCCCCUCCAGCAACAGCAGGUCCUGAACAUCCUGCGCUCUAGCCCUCAGCUCAUGGCAGCUUUCAUCAAGCAGAGAACCUCGAAAUACAAGGGGGGCCAGGGGGGCCCCGGGGCUGUCCCGGGAGGAGUCCAAGGCGGCGUGCCGGGAGGAGUCCCAGGAGGAGCCGGCCCCACGGGGGGGCCUGGUGGUGGUGUCGGCGCAGGAGGGAACCCGCAGAUGAACAUGAACGCCGCGGCCACCGGCCAGUCGGGGAUGCACAUGGGGGUCCAGGGAGGGGCCAACCAACAGCAGCAGCAGCAGAUGGGGGUGAACCACGGUCAGUUCCAGCAGCCGCAGCCCCCCCAGGGUCAGGGAUUCAUGGGACAGCAGGGGAUGCAGCCUCCCGCAGGGGGCCAGGGGCCCGGCGGAGGUCCCCCCCUGGGGCCGCAGCAGCCCGGGGGCCCCCAGGGUCCGCAGGGGCAGGGCUACCCGGUGUCGGUGGGCCAGCAGCCCAUCAGCGCGGCGGCGCUCCAGCAGCGCCACCAGCACCACCUGCAGAUGCAGCAGCAGCAGGGCAGCAUGGGAGAAGGCGGGCCGGGCGGCGGGGGUGUGGGAGGCCCUCAGCAGCCGUCUCAGGGCUCGCAGCCCCCCCAGGGCGGGCCCCCGCCCCCGUCCCUGCUGCAGCAGGCGCUGCACCAACGGCUGCUCCAGCAGCAGCAGCAGCACCUGGGACCAGGAGGCUCCCCGGCCCACAGCAACCCCAUGAGCCCCCAGCAGCAGCAGCAGAUGGCCCCGUCCCCCCACCCGCACCCCCACCUGCAGGGCCAGGCCCUGUCCACGUCGCUGGCCAGCCAGGUGCGCUCGCCACAGCAGCCCUCGCCCCGCCCCCAGUCGCAGCCGCCGCCGCCACCGCCGCACUCCAGCCCCUCGCCGCGCAUGCAGCCGCAGCCCUCCCCCCACCACAUCUCCCCACAGAUGCAGACGGGCUCCCCCCACCCGGCACACCUGAGCCAGCACCACCCGGGGAGGGGGGGCCCCCCCCCCCCCCCGCAGCAGCAGCAGCAGCAGAACUCUAUGGAGCAGUUCGGCUCGGACGAGAGCGCCAUGCUGUCCCAGCUGAGCAGCAUGGCCGGCCUGCACGGGCCGGGGGGCAGCGGUCAGGACCCCAUGAACCAGAACCUAAACCACAACUCCUUAGACCACAUGUAG